Rhizopus microsporus ATCC 52813 is the source of this 447-nucleotide messenger RNA. Its product is annotated as the histone deposition protein Asf1. The record is from RefSeq and is a predicted model, not a curated record. Gene Ontology annotation, biological process: DNA replication-dependent chromatin assembly. Gene Ontology annotation, cellular component: nucleus. Bases 1 to 447 code for a protein of 148 amino acids. Gene Ontology annotation, molecular function: histone binding. Lineage: Eukaryota; Fungi; Mucoromycota; Mucoromycetes; Mucorales; Rhizopodaceae. The transcript is spliced from 3 exons.
AUGUCUCUUGUUAAUAUUUUAGAUAUCAAGGUCUUAAACAACCCUGCUGCCUUUACGAGUUCUUUUGAAUUUGAAAUUACAUUUGAAUGCAAUGCUCCACUUGAAGAUGAUCUCGAAUGGAAGAUGAUUUACGUAGGUGCACCUGAAACUUCAGAAUAUGAUCAAGUUCUUGAGUCUAUCAUGGUGGGUCCUAUUCCUGUUGGCGUCAACAAGUUCGUCUUUUCUGCUGAUGCACCCAAUGUUGAUUUACUGCCAAGAAGCAACUUAUUAGAAGUUACAGUUGUCUUACUAAGCUGUCUCUAUAAAGAAAAGGAGUUCGUGCGUGUUGGAUAUUAUGUUAAUAAUGAAUAUGUCGAUGAAGAACUACGCGAAAAUCCUCCUGAGGAUGUCUUGAUUGACAAGUUGCAAAGGAAUAUUCUGGCUGAUAAGCCAAAGGUGACUAGGUAA